ACAUGGGCCGGAGCUCGGAGCUGGGGCGGGACUGGAGCGGAGCUGCCUUGGCACUGGAGAGGAGCUGGAUUCCCGCUCCUGGCUCUGUGCUCUGGCCCUUUUGUGCCUCUAGUAAUUUAGUCUGGACGCCGGCCGGAUUAAGUUGCCUGCCUUCUCAGUCUCCCUCAUCCACUACAAGUUCUGUAUUAUCUGCUGAUGGAAAUAUUUAUUCAUUCUCAGCUCUCGGGUCUUGAAGAAGUCACGCACCCUGCUUGGCCUAAUAGGCCUUGAAAAGUUCUGCCUGGCGGUGCUCGGUCACCUGAUCCUCUUUCCUCUCCUCCUCCUUCCCCCUGUGACAGCCGGGAGCUGUCACUGUGUAGCCACAAUUCUGAGACAUAAUUUUCUUAAAAAAAAUUAUUUGACCAGAUAAUACAUUCACAGGGUUCACAAUUCAAGAGGCAGAAAAGAUAUCUUUGAAAAGCCUCGCAUCCUUGGCCCCAGCCACCAACUUCUCCACAGAGGCAACUAAUGUUGCUAUUUUGCAUAUCUUUUUAGACAUAUUCUAUACAUAUACAAGCAAGUAUGCUUAUCUGUUCCUUUUUUUUUUAACACAAAUGUAGCAUGCUGUACAUACUUCAACAUCUUGAUUUUUAAAAAAUUUUAUAUUAGAGAUACUUUCCUAUCAUGUAGUCACUUCCUCUGCAUCUGCAUAGUAUCCUGUAUUAUGCGUAUACAGUAAUGUAUUUAAUUAUUAUUGAUGGACGUGUAGAUUUUUCCAAUUUGUUGCUGUUAUAAAACAAUGAAUACCUUUUACCUCGUUGCACUCUGAGACCAAGAUGGGUCACCAGAAGCUAUGCUGGAGCCACCCGCGAAAAUUCGGCCAGGGUUCUCGCUCUUGUCGCGUGUGUUCAAACCGGCACGGUCUGAUCCGGAAAUAUGGCCUCAAUAUGUGCCGCCAGUGUUUUUGUCAGUAUGCGAAGGAUAUUGGUUUCAUUAAGUUGGACUAAGUGAUCUUCCUUCAAAGGAUUAUCCAAGGCAUCUACCCAAUGGAAAACCAUGAUAGUUCUUUGUACAUAAAAUAAACAUUUAAAAAAAUGAAUAAUCUUGUUUAUGUAACUUUUACCAAGUGCACAAGUACAAAUUGUAGGAUAAAUUCUAGAAGUGGAGUUCUAAUUUUGUAAGUGCCAAACUACACUCCACGGAGAUUGUACCAGUUGACACUUUAACUUACAGUGCAUGAGAUAUGCACACCAGUUUUGGAUAUAACUUCUUCCCAGUAGUCCCGUUUGUAGUCUCAUCUUUAUGCUGUUUCUCCUUUUGUUCCUUAAGCUAUUUCUAAAUGUUCUUUUGGUAUUUAUGUUUCUUCUUACUUUUCCCUUUCUUAACAACUUCAACUUUUCCUAGCACCCUUCUCCAUUUACACUGUCCCCCAAAAGAAAGCAUUUCCUUUCUACCUUCAUCUCAUUCUGCUGUUUCUUUUAAAAAUAUUUGAGGACACUGAAAAUGUCAGAUACUCAGUAUUUAUUGGAAAACUUAGACACAGAGAUUUACCAUUUGAUCUGUGCACAGUGAUCUGUGUGUUUCUCUGGGUUUGUUAUUCUGUAAAAAUAUUAAUACAUUUAUUCCUUGGAUACAGUUAUGACUAACAUGUAUAUAGGAUCUUAUGCGUUUAUUCAUACAUACCCUUUUUUUUUUUGAGAUGGAGUCUUGCUCUUGUCACCCAGGCUGGAGUGCAGAGAUGUGAUCUCAGCUCACUGCAAUCGCUGCCUCCUGGGUUCAAGGGAUUCUCCUGCCUCAACCUCCCACGUAGCUGGGAUUACAGGCACCCCCCACCACACCCAGCUAAUUUUUGCAUUUUUAGCAGAGACCGGGUUUCACCAUGUUGGCCAGGCUGGUCUUGAACUCCUGACCUCAGGUGAUCUGCCCACCUUGGCCUCCCAAAAUGCUGGGAUUACAGGCGUGAGCCACCGCGUCUAGCCUGAUAAAGUUACUUUCAAUUUAAGCUUUCAGAUCUCAACUUGGUCCUAAUUGCAGUUAACUUUUUGUGAAUCUCCUAUUGACUCACUUUGUUUGAGUGGUUAUUUCAAGCCUUUUACAUGUUUUUCAGGUCCUCAGUUCAGUCUCUUUCUUCGUGACUGAUGACUUUUUUCUCUCCUGAGACGACUGAGAAUCCACUUAAGAGUUCUCUUAACUUCUCUGACAUUUUCCAUUUUCUGUUUUAAUCCUGCCUUAGAGGAAGUGGUAUCAAUUUUUGUUAUGUGCAACCUUCCCCAUUUCUGUUUUUGACCUUAUGCCUUCCUCCUCUGGACUUUGUUUCUUCAGUCACUACCUCUUCUAUUUGUUGUCCUAUGGAAUUUUUCACUUUUGUUCUUAUAAGCAUGCUAAUAUCCAUUUUAUCUUAAAAACGUAGUUGAGAAAAUCUUCCUGCUCUCCUAAGUUACAAGUCAUUUUCUUUUUUUUCUUUCACUGCCUAAAAGUGGCAGAAAGGACAGGCUUAGGAGUUAGGAAGACCUAGGUUUGAAUCUUGGCUUUGAGUUUUGUCUAAUAAAUUCUGUGAAACUGUUUUUCCUAUCUAUAAUGUAGAAAUAAUUGUAUUUACUUCACAGGUUUAUAUAGAAUUAGAUAAUAUCAAUAUGUAUCUCUAAUCACGGUGUCUCAUACAGUGAUCAUCUCAAUUUAUAGCAGCUAUUACUAUUCGCCCACAGUACAUUUCUUUACUACUUAUAUAUUUAUUUUUAGAGACAGUCUUGCACUGUCGCUCAAGCUGGAGUGCAGUGGCAUGAUCAUAGUCACUGCAGGCUGGGAACUCCUGGGCUAAAACCAUUCUCCUGCCUCAGCCUCCCUAGUAGUUAGGACAACAGGCGUGCACCACCAUGCCAUGCUCAUUUAAAACUUAUUUUUUUUUUUGUAGAGACAGGGUCUUGUUAUGUUGCCUAGACUGGUUUCAAAUUCCUGGGCUCAAGUGAUCCUCCCACCUUGGUCACCCAAAGUACUGGCAUUUCAGGGGUGAGCUACCAUGCCAGGCUCUUAUUUUAUUUUUAAACUUCUUGCACUUUAGUUUCUAUCUAUAUAAAUCAGUUGAAACUGAGCAGUAGUUUCUUAAUUCCCAGAUCUUUAGUAUUUCUCAGUCCUAAUCCUUGUGUUUUUGACAUUGUUGAGCCUUUGAGCUUCCCUUGGUUUCUCUUGCUGAACCUUCCCGUUUAUCCGCCUGCUUCUUUUCUUUCCUUCAUUGUGUCCUCACAUGGCUUCUCUAAAGUUUUGUUUCUGUUAAUUUCAUCCGUUCUGGUCUUGGACUGUAUGUGCUUCCCUAGUCAACCUUUUUAACCUCAAGCUAGCAUCUGACCUCUAGAGCCAGAUUUAUCUCCGCCUUUUAGAAUGCUGCAUCAGGAUAUGCCGGUGUGUUGGAUAGUCUUCAUGCCUACCCUCAGGCUCAGUAAUUUGCUAAGAGCAUUCAUAAGACUCAGCAUGUAGUCAUACUCAUGGCUAUGAUGUAUUUUAGUGAAAGGAUACAAAGCAAAAUCAGCAAAGAGAAAAGACACAUGGGGCCAAGUCCAGGAGAAACCAGGCACAAGCUUCCAAGGGUCCUCUUCCAGUGGAGUCACACAGGAUGUGCUUAAUUCCCCCAGCAACAGGUAGUGACAAUAUGUGUAAAAUGUUGCUAACCAGAGUAGCUUGUUAGAGAUUUGGCACCCAGGGUUUUUAUUAUGGGGUGGUAAUGUAGGCAUCUCUGCCUAGAACAUACCAAAAUUCUAGACUCCCUGAAGGAAGAUAAGUGUUCUGCAUAAACCCUGUAGUUUGUAUAAACAUUUUAAGCACAGUGAACCACCUUUUUCAGUUCUGGGAAUGGUAGGAACCCUCUGAAAUUGUUCUCAGACAAGAGCCAAGAACCAACCUUAUAAGCAGGCCUUUCAAAGGAUAGCAGUUAACUCUUCUGUGCAGAUAACAGUACCACAAACUUAAUAAAAUUUAAACUGAACUUCGUAUCUCCCUCUGCUAACCACUUUCUAUUGUGACUUCUGUUGUGUGGUACCUAGGUCCAAAGCCUGGGCAUCAUGUUUGAUCCUCUCCCCUCAGCUUCUCACAUUUAGUCAUUUGCCAUGUGCUGUAGAUUCUUCCUCUGAGGGUUUUUUUUUAAUCCAACUCUUCCUUUCUCUUUUCAUUGCUACCAUUUUUAUUUAGGUUCUUAUGACUUCCGAGUGGCCUCACUCCAAUUUGUUUCUUCAUAUCUCAGCGAGCUAAUUCUUCCUAAGGCACAGUUCCUAUAAUGUCAACUGUAGUGGCCCUGAUUACCUCAUUCUAGAAUUUAUGGUCUACUUCACUAGAGCCCCAAACCUCCAUCUACUUAAUUUCCUAUUACCGCCUAAUGUGUAUACUAUGUUUCAGCUUACCUGGUCUAGCUGCUGUUACCUAAGCAUGCUUUUUCCUACCUCUACUGAUACUUAGUUAAAAAAAAAAAAAAAAAAAAAAAAGACCUGCCGUUUUUUUCCUUAAAAUAUGUAUGAUUGUAUAAUUGGUUCUUGUUUUUCAUGAUAGAUAUAUUCUAUAAAGUUGCUGUGAAUGGUCAGUUGGAAAGUACUGAACAUUUGAUCCUAGGAGAAGUAUGUAUAUACAUCUCACAUAGAUUAUAAUCUUUUUUUUUUUUUUUUUGAGACAGGGUCUCACUUUGUUACCUAGGUGGAAGUGCAGUGGCACAAUCUCAGCUUGCUGUGGCUGUCACUUCCUGGGCUCAAGCGAUCCUCCUGCCUCAGCCCCCCAAGUAGCUGGGACUACAAGUGCAUACCACCAUGCUAAUUUUUGCAUUUUUUGUAGAGACAUGGUUUCGCCAUGUGGUCCAGGCUGCUCUUGAACGCCUGGACUCAAGCAAUCCGCCUGUCUUGGCCUGGGAUUACAAGUGUGAGCCACAGCAUCCGGCUGAUUAUAAUCUUAAGUCCUAAAAACAACUCAUCCUGGUAGAUUCUUUUUUUCUUUAUUUCACAAAAGAGAAAACAAAGUUCAGAAGUGUUAAGUGACUUGGCUGAGGUCACCCCACUAACAGAUUCCAGAGCUGGCAUUCAAACCCUGUCCACCUGGCCCCAAAGCCUGAACUGCUUGGAUUACACUGCAUUUCCCCUACGGUCUCCAUCUUCUGGUCAUCUCUGUAUGAAAGCUGAAACAAGAGGGUAGAGUGACUUGUUCUUAGUUGUGAACUUAAAUUUUUUACCACUCUGUCUAUUUGCAAAUGACCAUGAAAGCACAUGAGUAUUGAAUUGGGGAUUACAAAUAAAUUUGAGCAGCUAAGCAAAUUCAGAAAUGCAGAAUUUGUGAAUAGAAAAGAUUAACUGUAAAUCACUUGAAAUCCCAGAUAACCACUGUAGAACACCAUUUCAGGUUACUCUCCACAUGUGUUUUAAGUGAUUUUUAUAUAAAAACAAAAUAUAUGCACAUUAUAUCCUUUUUUUUAAACCUACCUGAUUCACUGAAUAGCAUUUGUUGGAUUGCUUUCUAUGUCUAUGUUCUGUGAUCAUUUUAAAUUGCUGCAUUGUAUUUCCUUUUCUUUUUCUUUUUGAGACGGAGUCUCUCUCGGUCACCCAGGCUGGAGUGUGGUGAUGUGAUUUGGGCUCACUGCAACCUCCGCCUCCUGGGUUCAAGCAAUUCUCCAGCUUCAGCCUCCCGAGUAGCUGGGACUACAGACAUGCGCCACCAUGCCAGGCCAAUUUUUGUAUUUUUGGUAGAGACGGGGUUUCUCCAGGUUGGCUAGGCUGGUCUCAAACUCCUGACCUCAGGUGAUCUGCCUGCCUGGGCCUCCCAAAGUACUGGGAUUACAGGCAGGAGCCACCGCACCGGGCUUGCAUUAUAUUUCAUUGUAUGACUAUGUUAUAAUUUAACCAAGAUCCUUAAUGGAUGUCUUUUAUGUAUGUACUAUAUAAAAUAGGUCAUCACGUAUAUUAUGUACUUUUAAAAAUCUAUUUUCCUCCCAGUUAGAUAAAAAUUCUUUGAGUCCAGGAACUAUUUGAUUGAAUAUAUAUCAUCAUUAUCUUGCUUGAUUUUUGACACUCACUUAAAACAAUUUGAGUCAAACAGAAAAAAAGCUCUAGUUUCUUUUUUUUCUUUUUUAAAAAUUUUAAUUCUAGUUUCUUUUUGAAUCUCAUGUAUUGUCUCUCU
Messenger RNA from Gorilla gorilla gorilla (western lowland gorilla), 6120 nucleotides. Its product is annotated as small ribosomal subunit protein uS14-like. The transcript has a single exon. The record is from RefSeq and is a predicted model, not a curated record. Gene Ontology annotation, molecular function: structural constituent of ribosome; zinc ion binding. Gene Ontology annotation, cellular component: ribosome; cytosolic small ribosomal subunit. Bases 816 to 986 code for a protein of 56 amino acids. Gene Ontology annotation, biological process: cytoplasmic translation. NCBI's taxonomy places the organism in Eukaryota, Metazoa, Chordata, Mammalia, Primates, Hominidae.